AUGACACCAGCACGUACCGUGAGACGCAAAGAAAGAAACUGUCCAGCAGCCAAUCUCGAGUGUCAAAUAUCUGGCGUUCGUGUUUGCAUCGACGCUCUGAGCGCUUGCGACGGAGUGCCCAACUGUGGAGCUUACGAUAUUUACGACGAAGACCGCCUGAUGUGCGGAGAACCCUCCGGUCUCCAGCACAACGUGUACCUUGCUACAUGUACAUUUCUUGCCGUACUACUCACUCUGCUAUACACCGUUCAUUAUUGGUUAAAACGCUGCGUGCCACGAGUUUCUGAAGCUUUUUUCGUCUACACCGAUCGAUCUGAAAAUGUUUUAAAUUUAGAGACCAUCAUGAGAAGUCCAAAUGAUGACGAUGAUGAUUCCAAGAUAAUAUAUGGUGAACACUUUUUUGGAGACGAUGAAUUAGAUAUAGAUAAUAGCGAUAAAUUCAAGCAGAACUUUUUCAAAAAAGUAUGGAAAUUAUGUUUAGGCAUUUGCUUAAAGCAUCAACCGAAAAAAUAUGUACACGAAGAAACUUCUGCGGUUCUUCACUUACCACCAAAGCGAAUUUCUUCUUUCGCGGAGUUAGAAUUAAGCAAGAUAGGGCCCAAAAGAGCCGUUGAUGUAUGUGUGCAAACUGAGGGCAGUUUAGAACACGCUUUUAUUAAUAAAAUAAAGCAACAAAAAAUGGAAUGCAAAGAAUUAUUUUACACAGAUAAGUACGAAAAAUUAAAAAAAGACAAAAAUACAAUAAAGCGAAAACACACCGAUGAGUUGAAUAUUUUAAAGUUUAUGAAGGAAUCGCGAUCCGAUUCUAUACAGUCUGAUCCAGUAAAUAAAAGCUCUAAACUUCUAAAUAAUGUUAGUACAAGUUUAGAGUUAGAAGUUGAUGACGAAAAGGAAUUGUUAAGUACUAUAUAUGAACCUCAAAGUACUGGUUCGCAUAAGAUUGAUUCCGCUAAAGUUAUAACGCGCUGUGAUAUACAUUCAGAGAAGAUAGAACCAACCGUUCGAAAACAUUUGCGUUUUGACGAAGCAGCAACUACAAUACCUUCUGUUAACACUGACGAAGAAAUCUUAGACGGAGAUGAGAAAUACAGAAAACCACUUGUGGUUCUUGGUACUGAGAAAUUGCGCUAUUCAGGCACCAUAGACAAGCUAGACCAACAGGGUUCGGGGAGAGAAUUUAUGCGUUUCUGGAGCGGAAACAAAGUUAAAAAAACUAAAAAGAAGAAGAAUGUAACUACACAUUAA
Molecule: messenger RNA, 1245 nt
Organism: Parnassius mnemosyne (clouded apollo)
Lineage: Eukaryota; Metazoa; Arthropoda; Insecta; Lepidoptera; Papilionidae
Source: the annotation of a GenBank genome assembly